UCAAAUUUAAUUUUCCCCCUUAGAUUUUUAUCGCACAUGGUGUUCAUCAGUGUGAAUAGACUUUUGAAAAUUCAAGGAAAAAAUUAGAAAAAUUGGUCCAGAAAAGCCUAAUUCAUGCGUAAACAAUGACUUGUAAUAGUAAUGAAAUAAAGAUUAGUGAAAAUUGUGCAGAAAAUUCACGUGAAAGCAUGGAAAUUUCUAACGAAAUUAACCUCAAGUAUCCGACCGUUCAGAUCAAUGGCUGCCGUCAAUUUGGGCCCCCACAGAACUUUUCAGGUCCACCACCGGCAAAGGAAAGUGAACUUUUUAUUUGCCGCAUUCCCAAGGGCUACACCGAAAUUGAUUUGCUUCCGAUACUCGAGCGAUUUGGCACGGUACACCAGUUCCGGCUUAUGAUGGACUACAAUAACCAGAACAGGGGUUACGGUUAUGUCCUUUACCAAACUCCAGAUCAGGCCACGCGGGCUCUAGAAUUGAUUCCACAUUUCAUUACACACUCUGGUGCUGUACUAGAUGCAAAGCGAUCCUACGAUAAAUGUCGCCUCUUUGUAGGGAAUCUCCCAAAGGAGAUGGACUGUGAGGCAAUCAAGUCCACACUUAAGAUGAUCUAUCCGGAGAUGUGUAAUUUCAUCAUUCACACGCGCCCAAAUGAGGAAUACAAGAAUCGUGGUUUUGCCUUCAUUGAUUUCCCGAAUCAUCAAGCUGCCCUGCGGUCAAAGAAGAAACACGGAUCCGGAUCUCUUAAGCUUUGGGAUCGUCUUAUAAAAGUGGUAUGGGCAAAGGAGGAACGCAUAGUUGAUCCUGAUGUCAUGACUUCGGUCAGAACGCUAUUUAUUCGAAACAUCGAUCUAUCUGCAAAACCCAGGGAAUUUGAAUUCUUCAUGAAGAAUAUCAUUUCAAAGGAAGACAUUGUGAAAGUUCAUCAAGUACGGGAUUUUGCUUUUGUAGAAUUCACGACGCGCCAGACUGCCGUGUAUGCUCACAAUGUGCUGUCCCAGAAGAAAUUUCACGGACACAGCCUUAGCAUUGAGUGGGCACUUCCACCGUCAGGAGGUACCAAUGAUCUUCGCAAACUCUUCGACUACGAUUCCCUGCUGAAACUAAAGUGUGUUGCUAACAGCUGGAGUUAUCCUAUCUACAUUUUUGGGCACAUGAUAAAGGAGAUGAAUAUCCAGUAUAUGGCUGUCAUAGUAAGAAGCGAGAAUGUAGACUGCAUGAUUUUUAUGGAGAUGAACACCAUACUUGUGCCGGAUAUUCAUCAGAGAGCUGCGGAGGUGCUUGUGAAACUAAUAGAGCGUUGCAAGGGACUCCCGAUGUACAAUCUCAUCGUCAAAGUUCACGGAAAUGAUUUCAAGAUCAUAGGAAUUGCUUACGAGCCGAACCUUAAUUUUCGCAUGUCGACAAAUGAUUAUGUGCACGACUUUGGAGAGAUUGUGGAACUUGCGUAUGCAUCCUAUGUAAUACGCCAGACAUCAUUGGGCCUAUUGCACUUUAGCUAUCAACAGGCACUCUCUUGCAACUUUCCUUACUCGUACAUUAAUUCAAUUUGCACUCCACAUCGCAUCCUGGGAUGCAUCCCGCUAUCCUACCGCAGAGCUUCACCAUGGGAGUCAAAGGGAAAAUAUCCAGACUACACGGUCCUUCUAGCACUCUGCGACAAAUAUACCCGCACAAAUUACAAAUACACCACUAUGCCCAUGAGGCUACCAAUCAUGGUUACGCCACUUGAGGCACCUGAAAAAUGGAACCUCCAAUUCAGUAUAAAGCUCAGUAUGGUUAAAAGUACUUACCAAAGCAGUGGAAUUUGCUUCGGAGCCAGCAUUUGCGAUGAGGCCCAGCAAUCUGAUGGGGAAGCUGUUAGAUAUGUCAGCUAAACUGAUGAGAUGACUUUUACUCCAAUUCCAUUGCGAUAGUUUUAUCUCACAUAAUCCAUGUGGAAAUUAUUAAUUUUUUCAUUUAAAUUAAAGAUCAUACAAAAAGUUAUUUUUUAAACGAAGAUAAAAGUAAAAAUUCUUUUAAACAAUUAUGAAAUUAUUUGUGGAAUAAAAAAGGGAAAUGUUCAAUCAAU
Messenger RNA from Lutzomyia longipalpis, 2068 nucleotides. Its product is annotated as probable RNA-binding protein 46. The coding region runs from base 126 to 1874 and encodes 582 amino acids. The record is from RefSeq and is a predicted model, not a curated record. Lineage: Eukaryota; Metazoa; Arthropoda; Insecta; Diptera; Psychodidae. Gene Ontology annotation, molecular function: mRNA binding. Gene Ontology annotation, cellular component: nucleus. The transcript is spliced from 2 exons.